Molecule: messenger RNA, 3808 nt
Organism: Corythoichthys intestinalis (scribbled pipefish)
Lineage: Eukaryota; Metazoa; Chordata; Actinopteri; Syngnathiformes; Syngnathidae
Gene: skib
Product: v-ski avian sarcoma viral oncogene homolog b
Exons: 7
Coding region: 402-2408 (668 amino acids)
Biological process (GO): negative regulation of BMP signaling pathway; negative regulation of transcription by RNA polymerase II
Cellular component (GO): nucleus
Molecular function (GO): RNA polymerase II cis-regulatory region sequence-specific DNA binding; SMAD binding; DNA-binding transcription factor activity, RNA polymerase II-specific
Source: RefSeq, a predicted model, not a curated record
AAGCAGACACAAACAAACAGAGGGAGAGAGAGAGCGAGGGAGAGGAAGAGAGAGACUGGUGGCACAUUUGAAGCGCACAUUAAGAGCAGUGCGUAAACGGCCGUGGAAGGCGUAAGAAGAAACAACACUCGUGAUUGUGGUGAGUUUUCUUUGAGGGAUUUUCCGACAGUGGAAGUUGUUCAUUAGAGUGACAGAGAAGACAAGCUUCCGUGGAUCUUUUUUUUUCUUGAAUGGGUUUCACCGGGAAGGGAAGCUGCUCCUCGUCCGGGGGAAGCUGUCUGACUGGCGGCGUGGAAAUGCUCGACUCGGGCGCGGAGUGAACGAGACGCCUGGCAAAAACUACUAAAUCUAUUUUUUUCUCCUUUUCCUUCAAGUUUUUCUUGUUGUUCAAAUCAAGGAACAUGGAGGUGAGCAGCUUCCAGCCUCACCCCGGACUUCAGCAAACUCUGAAGCAGUUCCAUCUGAGCUCCAUGCGCUCCCUGAGCGGACCGGCGUCGUUCUCCGCCCGCUGGCCGCACCAGGAGUCCCUGUUCAAGGACCCCAAAGCCGAGCUGGUGCUCAGCCUGCCGGCCCACACCCCGCCGCUCAUGUCCGGGCCGCUCUUCAUCCCGUCGGACCGCUCCACGGAGCGCUGCGAGACGCUUCUGGAGCGCGAGCCCAUCUCCUGCUUCGUGGUGGGCGGCGAGAAGCGGCUGUGCCUGCCGCAGAUCCUGAACAGCGUGCUGCGGGACUUUUCCCUGCAGCAAAUCAACUCGGUGUGCGACGAUUUGCACAUUUACUGCUCCCGCUGCACGGCCGACCAGCUGGAGAUCCUCAAAGUGGUGGGCAUCCUGCCCUUCUCGGCGCCCUCCUGCGGUCUCAUCACGCAGACGGACGCCGAGCGUCUGUGCAACGCGCUCAUCUACGGCGGUUCGUACCCACCUCGCCGCGGGGGAGGAGGCAAGGAGCGCGGUGGCACCAGCGGCGGAUGCCGCGGCGGUGCCCUCCCGGAGCUGGAGCGCACCGAGGCCAGCUUCCGGGUGUACCACGAGUGCUUCGGCCGCUGCAAGGGCUUACUUGUGCCGGAGCUUUACUCGGGCCCCGGGGCAGCCUGCGUGCAGUGCCUGGACUGCAGGCUCAUGUUCCCUCCCAAGAAGUUCGUGGUGCACAGCCACAAGCGGCUGGAGAACCGGACCGUGCACUGGGGCUUCGACUCGGCCAACUGGCGGGCCUACGUACUGCUGGACCCGGACUACGGCGGCAAGGAGGAGAAAGCGAGGCUGGAGCAGCUGCUCAGGGACUUUAAGGGCAAAUAUGACUUGAGCGCCAAGAUGGCCGUGAAGACGUGUAGAUCGCCGAGUCCUGUCACAGCCAAGCGACCCAAACUGGAAAAAUUGCAAUCUCCGUCAGCUGACGAGGAACGCAAAGCCGAGUGGUUGCAGGCUUUGUCCAGGUCCACGCACAAGGAGCUGAAACAAAUCCAGCUCAAGCAGAGACCUUCAGCGUUCCGGCCUUGGUCUCCAAAAGGCUCGGAGCGAGAGAAAGGAGCAGUUCAGAGCCAGCAGGAGAGAUGUAAUUUAAAGAGUCAGGAGACUUUGGCACAAGCUCCAGCAAAUCUUCUGGUACUUCCUGGAGAUAGCUAUGCUCCUGGCAGGGGGACUCCGACGAUCCAAGGAGGGCAAAAUGGCACAUCCCAUCGCGACGAUAUGGACACGGAUGGAGAGAUUGAUGUGGAUGACUGUGAUGAUCGUCCACUGCCAGCAUCUUCCCUGGCUUCACCCCCCUCAGCAUGCAGCAGUACCCCUCAAACUCAAACCCCCCAGACCAGGGGCAGCUCUCCACCUCGGGAGGCGCCGACCUGGCUGUCAGGACCCAUCUGCCCCGAGGUAGACGCUCUCAGACAGACGCUGUACGCUGGUGUGGACACCAAAGAGGCUCGAGAGAAACUCCUGCAGGAGGUGGUCAAGAUGAGGCUGAAGCAAGAAGAGAAGCUGGCCGCCGCCGUACAGGCAAAACGUAGCCUUCAGCAGGAAUUGGAGUUUGUGAAGGUGGCCAAGAAGGGCCGCCUCCGCGAAGCUGUGGAGGCAAAAAGGAACCUCCGAAAGGAGAUCGAGCGCCUCCGCGUGGACUGGGAGAGAAAGACCAGAGAAGCGGAGGAAGCGUGCGGCAGGCUCAAGAAAGAACUGGAACAUGAGAGGAAGCAGAGAGGCUGCGACAAAGGAUGCGAGGCCGAGCGACUUCGCGUCAAGUAUUCCGCACAGAUGGACGAGCUGCACUCUCAGCUGCAGCAGGCCGAGGCGGACCGCGACCAGCUGCGUCGGGAACUACGGCAGGAACGAGAGGCACGCCAGAACCUUGAAACCGCCGUUCGAGACCUGCAGUCCCAGCUGGCGGCUCAGGACACUACGCCUCAAAGUGCUCCGUCCUAAAGUGGAGACAAAACGGACGUACAAUCAAUUAAAAGAGUACUUUUAUGGACGUAUGAUGAAUCAGUAAGAUGGGCAAUUUUUAGGAAAUGAAAACUGGAUAAGGAAGCAUGAUGUCCAGAACUCCAUGAGUGACUGUUUUGUUAUAAGCUAAUUGGAGAGAGGCCACAUCACACUUACUUGAAUAUGAAGGGAACGGUCACACAGUCAACAAUGGUGCCACAAAAGUAUUGGUACACUCCAAGGUGUCGCUGCAAACCACUGGACCCAAGAGACACCUGUUUACCACUAUUCACUUUUAAUAUCAGCUUGCUUUUUUAUAUAAAUAAAUAUGAAUAUAACUGUGUAGAGGAUGAACUUUUAAAGAUAUUAUAUUUGUUGUAUAUUCCAUAGGCAAGAAAAGCAGCCACAUACCAACGUGUACGCAUUUAAAGCUGAAGUAUUGGAUGCAUUUUUUCAUAAAUAUAUAAUAUAUGACUUCAGCCUAUAUAUCUUCUUGUACAUUCUUAUUUUUCAAAAUAUGCCUAUCAGCAAUUAACGCUUCAAAGUUACAAAAGAAAUGAUAAGGCAGUUUUUUUUUUCCUUCGGAAUGCGGUACCUCUGGGGUUGUUUUUGUAUUUAGUACUGUAAUUACAUUUAUACGGCUCAUUUGAAAGCAUUCGUUUUUAGGGCUCUUAAAUAAACAAAUGGCGUUUAUAUGAACAGCAUUUCUACGUAUAUAAAAUGAGAAGCGAGCAAAUAUUUUUUUACUUUAGGAAAAAAAAACAAGGAAUUGCACUUUUGAAACAAACCUCGCAUUGCUCCCCGUUUCGUGAUACAGACAAGUUAAAAUGAAACACUCGUUCCCUCAUGCGCUGAUGUAAAUACGAGAAUAUUGUAAAUAAGAUUUUGUCGCUUGCUCCUGUUUUUUUUGUUUGUUUGUUUGUUUGUUUGUUUGUUUUGCUCUUACUUGAAACCAAAAAGAACCUAUAUUGGGAUUUUCAAAGUAUCACACCAAUGGGGCAUUCAGCAGACUUGGAUGAAACUAAACUAAGUCCCCUUUGAUUGUUUAUUUGAGAUGAAUAGAGUAUAUAAAAUAUAUAUAUUGACGCCACUGACCAAAAAACUGAAAGACAAUUGAAAUGUUUGUACCUGCAACUUGGAUGUAGAGUAGAAACCGAGCCUUCUUUUGGUGUUCUCGCCUAGUUUAGACAAGAAACACGUGUAUGUCUUAUCAAUUCCAUCAUCAUGUUACCUUGGCUCACUGUUUAUUGGGUACAGUGUUAUAUAGCACUCAGAAUUUUCUUACUGUAGCUCAUGCUCUUGUAGUUUUGGUUUGGAUGUAGGCCUUCACCUCUUUUUGUUUUAUUUUUCCCUUUGGAAAAUGUGUAUAUUACCAAUUAAAAAUCUAAGUCAAUCAUCAA